AUGAGGCCUCCAGGACUUCAAUGGAUCCUGAUCCUCUUAUCUGCGAAUCUAGUCGCGGCGCAAGGUCCCUGUCCCUGCAGCUGCCCAUACUUUGAGACAGAAAUACUGACUGGUUACGAAAGUUACUCAGGUGCACCAUGGUCAAGUGACUCAACUCCAUCAUGGUCCAGUUACCCAACUCUACCAUUCUCCAGUUACUUAAACCCACCAUGGCCAUGUUACUCAACUCUACCAGAGUCAAGUUACAAAACUCCACCAUGGCCCAGUUAUUCAACUCAACCAUGGUCAAGUUACUCAAACCCACCAUGGUCAAGUUACUCAACCCCACCAUGGUCAAGUUACUCAACCCCACCAUGGUCAAGUUACUCAACUCCACCAUGGUCAAGCUACUCAUCACCACCAACUACCGGUUACUUACCUCCACAAUGGUACAGUUGCCCACCACCAUUAACUACAGAUUGCUCACCGCCACCAUCUCUAUGUUACAUACCUCCUCCUACUCCUCCUCCUCCAACCCCACCAAUACCAUCGGCACCAAAUAUUUUCACUUAUACUCCAUCUUUACCUUCACUACCUCCUCCGGCUUCACCUCCGCAAUACGUUAUCGUUCCACCUCGUCCACCGCCUCCACCCCUACCUCCAUCAAUAGUCAUUCCACCUCCUUCAUCAUCUCCACCUCCAGAAAUAUUAAUUCCACCUCCUUCACCACCUUCAUCUCCACCAAUAUUUACUUCACCUCCUCCAUAUAACUACCUGGGAUACUAA
This is a messenger RNA of Belonocnema kinseyi, 765 nucleotides long. RefSeq names its product extensin-like. Bases 1 to 765 code for a protein of 254 amino acids. The record is from RefSeq and is a predicted model, not a curated record. NCBI's taxonomy places the organism in Eukaryota, Metazoa, Arthropoda, Insecta, Hymenoptera, Cynipidae. The transcript is spliced from 3 exons.